Molecule: messenger RNA, 1547 nt
Organism: Zingiber officinale
Lineage: Eukaryota; Viridiplantae; Streptophyta; Magnoliopsida; Zingiberales; Zingiberaceae
Product: haloacid dehalogenase-like hydrolase domain-containing protein 3
Exons: 4
Coding region: 239-1117 (292 amino acids)
Source: RefSeq, a predicted model, not a curated record
CCGCCUACGCCGGGGGCGAGAUCCCAAGCUUUGCCCCCGAGAAUCCGGAUCCAUCAGAUCUGCUUUGUCCGAUGUAUUCCGGCGGCGGCAACGGAGGAACUUAGAUAGGGUUUCUACUGUCCGGGACCGUGGAUCUGGCCAUCUCCUACACGGACGUUUCGUGCUGUUUCUGCUGCUUUUGGCAGGUCGGCCAACGAUCCUAUGAUUCAUGAUUCUUGCCUUUCUGUUUCGGGAUUAAAUGCAGGUUGCGUCGCUAUUGGUUUUCCGCGAACCUCUAUUUGUCUUUUUGUGUCUUCUUGGACUGCAGAAGUUUCGCAUUCUUUGCUUGCUCCUGAUUCGGAACAACUCCUCAACUAUUGCCAUAAUGUCAAUGUUGUCAAAGCUGCGGUGUAUAACUGUGGAUGUGACUGGCACUCUAAUAGCAUAUAAAGGAGAACUUGGAGAUUACUACUGCAUGGCAGCUAAAGCAGUAGGAUUGCCCUGUCCGGAUUACAAACGCAUGCAUGAAAGCUUCAAGGCUGCAUAUACAGACAUGGCAAAACGGCAUCCAUGUUUUGGACAUGCAGCCAAAAUGCCAAAUCCUGAUUGGUGGAGGUUAUGUGUUAAAGAUUCAUUUAUCAGGGCAGGUUAUGAAUACGAUGAUAAGACAUUUGAGAAGGUGUUCAAACGAAUAUAUUCAACCUUUGGAUCUUCUGCACCUUAUUCUGCAUUUCCUGAUUCUCAUCCCUUCCUUAGAUGGGCACGUCAAAAGGGUUUCAAAGUUGGAAUUGUCAGCAAUGCAGAAUAUCGAUAUCAAGAUGCAAUUCUUCCUGCCUUGGGACUCAAUCAGGGGUCAGAGUGGGACUUUGGUGUAUUCUCAGGCAUAGUGGGUAUUGAGAAACCAGACCCAAGGAUCUACGAGAUUGCACUCGAGAUGGCAGGAAAUAUUGCCCCGGAGGAAGCACUGCACAUCGGAGACAGCAUGCACAAGGAUUACAUCCCUUCUAGAAGUGUGGGUAUGAGUGCGAUGCUGUUGGACAGAUUUAAGACAUCAGAUGCUGAGAGCUGGAGGGAUGCUGGUGCAGUUGUGCUUCCUGAUCUAGUUGCUGUUCAAGAAUUGCUCACCAAGGAAGUCUAAAUUCUGCAACUACAAGUGCAAGAUGUGUCUUUAUUCAUUUCUAUCUGAUCGAAAUUCUUGAAACUCUACUGUGUAUAUCAUUGAUAGGGAAAAACACAAGUGAAGGAAGACUGGAACCUGAAUUUCAUCAUAUCAAGGUCGAGAAAUUAAAUUUACCUUGUGAUUGACGCUAUAGCAAUACUGGCAAACCUUAAUUUCACUUUUGUUGUAAACUUAAAACUUGCAACAAGAUAUGAUAUCAGGACUUACAUUCUAAGUUUUUUUUUGUCGACCUUGUAUAUUCAUCGUGUACGUCUAACAUUAAUAAGAAACAAAGGCAACUUAAUAGUGAUUUGACUUGGGAAUGCUUAAAAUUUGAUACAACCAUCUAUAGCUAAAGAUUACUUAUUCAAAAGGUGGAAACUAAAUUACUAAAAAUACGGCUCUUAAA